Malassezia restricta is the source of this 255-nucleotide messenger RNA. Its product is annotated as U6 snRNA-associated Sm-like protein LSm5. Gene Ontology annotation, biological process: mRNA splicing, via spliceosome. Lineage: Eukaryota; Fungi; Basidiomycota; Malasseziomycetes; Malasseziales; Malasseziaceae. The record is from RefSeq and is a predicted model, not a curated record. Bases 1 to 255 code for a protein of 84 amino acids. The transcript has 4 exons. Gene Ontology annotation, cellular component: Lsm1-7-Pat1 complex; U4/U6 x U5 tri-snRNP complex; U6 snRNP. Gene Ontology annotation, molecular function: RNA binding.
AUGUCGGCGACGAUUCUGCCACUGGAGCUCGUGGAUCGGUGUAUUGGCAGCAGCAUCUGGGUCGUCAUGAAGGGGCAGCGCGAGUUUGUCGGCAAGCUCCUGGGCUUUGACGACUACGUGAACAUGGUGCUGGAAGAUGUGACGGAAUACGAAAACACGCCCGACGGCUACAAAAAGGUGCAUCUGUCCAAGACGCUCUUGAAUGGCAACAACAUCUGUGCGCUCGUGCCUGGUGGCGAAGGCCCCGAGCACUAA